CUUUCAACCUCUUGCCUCAGAGGGCACAGGAUAUUCGAAUGGGAGCUAUUUUUGUUGCACCCUUGCUUUUCUGCAUUGCCGUUGGCCAGGCUUUCUCACUCUGUUUGCUAACUGAAUAUACCAUGUAUGUGGAGAAGAAAGAGUGUGCUUACUGCCUUGCCAUUAAUACCACUAUUUGCUCAGGAUUCUGUAUGACAAAGGAUCCCAACCUGAAGGAAGGACUGCCUAAAAUGUUAAUGUCUCAGAAAGUCUGUUCAUACAAACAAUAUAUCCACAGGACAGUGACCAUUCCUGGCUGCCCAAUGCACGUGAAUCCGCUCUUUUCCUACCCAGUAGCCAUUAGCUGUGAGUGUGAUAAAUGCAACACUGGCUACACUGACUGCGUCCAAGAUACCAUCAAAACCAAUUACUGUACAAAACCAUUUGAGCCUCAAUAUCUUGGCUUUUCAAACUACAUUUAGUAAAAAUGAGUUUCAUGAUAAUAAUUAGAUUAGAAACACAGUUGUACUGAUAAUAGAACUCUCUGUUUUUCAUUCUUAUCCAGUAUCCAGGGCACACUAACAUUAACAUAGAAUAAAAUUAAUGAAUCAGUUCCCAAGAUUGACAAGUAAAGGGUUUCCAUAUACCAAAGAAUGACUUAGGUGGCCAGGGCAGUUAAUGGCAAAUAUUGAUAUCUGCAAACCUGUGAACCUACUUAUCUAAUGGAAAUAAAAAAAAUGAAUUUAAGAAGCCUUAGACAAGGUGAAAAGAGCUAAAAAGGGUGGCAAAUGUCUUGUUUUAUUCACUAUGUACCUUGGCCUACAGGUUGUGCCCUGAAGAGCAGCUCUUAGUGCUCUCAGAAUGGAGUGCAGGGUUUUGCUUCAUUCUAAAUGCAACAUUGACUGCUUCUGGUAGUGCUGCAUCCAGAAUGGGUGUCCCCUAGAACUCCCCCAGAUUGUGUAUCAUGCAGACAUGCAAGCUAAGGAGUGCCAGUGGGUGCAAGGUUUUGGGUGCCUUAAAAUCAGGGACUUUGCACCUUCAUCAAAUUUUUUAUCUGAUACAAGGCUCAGUGGUGUGACUAAGCUGUGAAGGGCUUUGGCGUGCACAGCAGUAAGAACCCUUUGCCCCCCCAUGGCUGUCUGCCUGCCUGUCUGUCUGGCUGCUGGUGGGGAGGGUGCCCAGAUGCUACAGGUUCCUAAAACUAUUGAGAAAGCAGACCCUGUAGUGCAGGCCCCCUGACCCCUUCCUCUGUAGUAACGCCACUAAUGCAGUGUGCACAAACAUUGCACAAGAUACAGACAAGAUCAGAGAUUUAAAGCAGAAAGACUGUGUGCCUACAUAUUUAUUGUUAUGCUUAUCUUUAAUUGUAUGUAUUAGUCAAAUCCUGUCCUAUUAAUCUUUUAUAUGGUCUUUUAAAACAAAAGUAAAAUGCAAAAUAUCUGUAAAUACGACUGGUUGAGCCACACAAAAAUGUACAGUGAAUUCAAUGUAUCUAAAUGUGCCUCCUAAAAGUGUUUUGAGAUCAUUGCAUCUUUCAGAAAAAACAAAAAAUGAUCUUAAUUGACAUUGAUGACAACUAAACAAAUGCUUGUUUCUAUGACCAUAAAAGCAUGUAUAAAGUAAAAGAAUUCACAAUAAUGCAGUCACAGUCUCUAAUGCACAACUUUUUAAAGAGACCAUAAGAGGGGGUGCAAUUAUGAGCACGAUCAGCAUGGCUUCCCCCCAAGAAUUCCAUAAUCAUUGUGCUCGCCAGGGAGAGCUGGGCCUGAUGCAGUAGUGGCAUUAAAAUGAAUACAAUUGCAUUUAGAAAUCAGAGCCAGUGGGACCCAACAUCACUAGGUGCAGCAGUGAUAACAUUGGAACAGGAAGGCAGAGAAAGUGAGUGCAGCUAUAUAACAGUGCAAGUGCAUUUUCACUCAAGUACCUUUACUGAGCUUGUGGUGAUAAAUGACCCCUUGGAUAAUAUCAAACAAGAUUUAAUUUCCAUGACUUUCAGAACAGCUUCGAUAAAAAAAGGGGUCAUUUACCAUUGCCACAGAGAGAGCUCUGUACUUAAUAUCCGCCACACUAACUGCAGGGCUGCCCAGUGCCUUGCAGUCCCCAGUGCUCCCUGGCACGUGCCCACCUACCAUUCCCUCUGUUAUGCAGCACUGCAUAGUAAGGCAUAACUCUUACUCCAUUCUAGACUGCACAAAAAAUUUCUCUGGGCACAACCUGUUAUUGGCUGUUCUUUAAUAAAUGAAGCCAAAUAUUGAAAUAUUUUUAGUAGGCCUCAAAUUUUAUCCUAUCGCAAGCUUAGCAUUAUGCAAUACUACAAAGGUUUUAGACAAAUACAAAAAAUUACACAUCAAAUUUUCAAAAUUCUUUAAUUAACUGCUUCCAAAAUAUAACUUUUUUUUUCUAACAGAACUCUACCAGUACAGAUCUCUUAUGAAAAACAUACACUACAGUGAGCUGUAGGUGACUGGAGUAACUAAUAGCAAUUAACCGGUAGAGUUUCCCAGUUUUGAUUGGUAGUGUUUACAAUCCCUAUUUGCUCUAAAAGCGGCAGUUAUUAGGCUAAUGCUCCAAGUGCAAUGAGCAUAGUGCAAAUCCAAUUGCGCCAUGCCAACUGCAAUUGUGGUCACAACUGCAUGCACAUUUCAUAGGGAAUAGGAGGCAACUGUGCAGAAAUUCAGAUGCUGUCAUUUUCGAUGUUUAGUGUGAGAGUGACAUCUAUGUCUAAUUCUUUAGGCAAGAGUGUGCUGCGCCUAUUGAUGCUAGGCACAAAGGGCACCUUGGAGUUACCUCCUGGUCAGGAAGUGGUGGUAGCUUCGGGUUUCCCCCUGCAUCAAUAGACACAGCAGCGCUUGAUUUGGAAUGGAAGGCAGGAAGGACUGGGCAGCAGUGAGCGCAACUGUAAGGAAGUGCAAGGAGCACAUUUUGAUGCAAGUGCUUUUAAUGAAAGUGGUGUAGCACACAACUGACUGCAGGGACUGCAACUGCACUUGCGGAUGUAAAUAAGCCCUAAAGAGUUCUGCUUUUAUCACUGUUCCUAGGAAUAAAAAUGGCUGGAGGAUUUACAAUUCAUUAUUGUAUUUGUAUCUGCAGAUGAUAAAUGGCAUUGACAAGGGUUUGCAAUAUCAAAUAUAUGUCAUUGCUGAAAUGUCUAAAUACAAGAAGUUCUGUAACACCCAAAUAAUAUAAUCUGUAUUUCCUUGUAUCUCUUACUUUAUACUAUUUAUGCUAAUAUACAUGAUCUAAUUACUUAACCUACUGCUCAGCAUGGAAAGUAUAUCUCUAGGCAUAAAUUAGUAUUUUAUCUUCCCUGAAAUGUAUCCCUCCACUAAACAAGAGAACGACCUAAAGCUUUUGUCUCCACUUAUAGCAUGCAGAAUUCCUCUGUAAAAUAUUUAGGAAAAAAUAAAGGUUAUUUGUUGGCA
Xenopus tropicalis (tropical clawed frog) is the source of this 3401-nucleotide messenger RNA. It is a transcript of the gene tshb, whose product is annotated as thyroid stimulating hormone beta. The transcript has 3 exons. Gene Ontology annotation, molecular function: hormone activity. The coding region runs from base 39 to 461 and encodes 140 amino acids. Lineage: Eukaryota; Metazoa; Chordata; Amphibia; Anura; Pipidae. The record is from RefSeq and is a predicted model, not a curated record. Gene Ontology annotation, cellular component: extracellular region.